AAAGUGGAAGGGAAAGGAAGAAUGGCUGAUAAUCGUAAAGUGCAAGCUUUGAUGUCUUUUUGGGGAUACCCUGAAUCGCAAGAGCCUGAUGGUUCGAACAAUGAUGAAAGUGACGAUGAAUUAAGUGAUGAGGAAGAUGUAUUUUCAGUACAAAAGGUAGAUAAAGUUGAAAUUAAAGAAUUGGGUAUAAGUAAUAUAUUGAAAGGAGCUGUGAACAAAGACAAAGUUGAGGACUCGACUAAAAAAAGAGAUAAUGGAACAAUUCAAGAGUUAGACGCAGCAGUUGUAGCAAGGUUAAUGAAAGAAAAUUGGGUUAGCAUAGAUAUGGGGCCAGAU
This is a messenger RNA of Dentiscutata erythropus, 336 nucleotides long. Lineage: Eukaryota; Fungi; Glomeromycota; Glomeromycetes; Diversisporales; Gigasporaceae. The record is from the annotation of a GenBank genome assembly.